UGUGCUUGUCCUUUGUAUCAUGUGUUUCGGUGCAUUCUUAAAACAGAAGCUGGCAAAACAGGCGAAGGGCCAUGCACAUCUAAGCAUGCUGAGGAGAUACAUUGGAGCAAGGAGACACCUAUUGCUGGACAAUGGACAUCAGCCCUCAAUUAGGGGAUGCCAUCAACUUGAUCAGUCCCUGGUCCGAAUGAGCCAGCCAAUCAGGGUGAAGGACAAAGUAUUGCAAAAGGUCUUCCGACAUGACCACAGCUUUGUGUCUCUGAGGAUGCCCCUUAAUGCCUCUGUUGAGGAUGUGAUGGCGGCCAUGAAAAUUCCAGCCCGAGACCACAUCCUUGUGAAAGUGAAGUCCUCUGGAGUGAGGGAGCAGCUUAAGAUGGAUGCCAGGGCCACCUCCUCCUUUCUGGGCCUAAAUGAGAGAAUUUUUCUCUGCACUGCUGAUCAGGCAGAUAAGUUGACACCCCUGCAGGAACAGCUUGGCCCAGACAUGAACACCAUUUACGCACUGGAGAACAUGAGCUCCAAGAUCAUUGCAGCUCAGCUCACCAGCUAUGACUGGGAACUCUUCAAUGCCAUGCAUGAGACGGAGUUGCUCUAUUAUGUUUUGGGAAAAAAGAAAUUCCCAAACAGCCCAACUGCCAACUUGGAGCGCUUCAUACAACGAUUUAAUGAAGUGGCCUACUGGGUGGCAACAGAACUCUGCCUGUGUGCAGACCAGGCCAAGCGAGCCCGUCUGCUGAAGAAAUUCAUUACAAUCGCCACGAUCCUAUAUAGUCACCAUAACAUGAACUCAUUCACUGCUGUGAUGUAUGGCCUGACAAAUAGUGCUGUAUCAAGACUCCAUAAAACCUGGAAGAAAGUGCCAAACAAAAUGAAGAAGAGAUUCAGAAGAUAUGAGCACAUGCUGGAUCCUUUCAGUAACCAUGAGGCUAUGAGACAGGUGGUUGCCAAACUGAGCCCACCUUAUAUUCCCUAUCUCCCUCUCAUUUUAAAAGACCUGACUUUCAUCCAUGAAGGCAAUAAGAGUUACCGAAAUGGCCUGGUAAACUUUGAAAAAAUGAGCAUGAUUGCCAAAAACCUAAGAACAGUGAAAGACUGUAGGAAUCAGCCCUACUUGCCAAUUUCACCCCAAAAUAACCUCAUGGACAAAAUGUUCCUGAAGAGCCCUCUCAAACAGAAACUCACAUUUUCUGACCAGUCACUGUCAGUGGAGGGAGCUCAAAUCAUAUGCCUCUAUAUCAGAAACCUCAAAGUCAUUGAUGACCAACGGAAGCUCAGUCAGUUGUCCCGGAACAUUGAGCCCUGAUGUACCACAGGGGGCUCAGAGAAGACAGAGAAGAAUCACCACAGUGAUGUCUCAAUAUAUCAACCAGAGGCUAAGCACUGAACUCUCCUAUUUUCUUAAUAAAGUUAUAUUUUGCAUAA
Messenger RNA from Clupea harengus (Atlantic herring), 1422 nucleotides. RefSeq names its product rap guanine nucleotide exchange factor 4-like. Lineage: Eukaryota; Metazoa; Chordata; Actinopteri; Clupeiformes; Clupeidae. The record is from RefSeq and is a predicted model, not a curated record. Gene Ontology annotation, cellular component: plasma membrane. Gene Ontology annotation, molecular function: guanyl-nucleotide exchange factor activity. Gene Ontology annotation, biological process: Ras protein signal transduction.